Tetrahymena thermophila SB210 is the source of this 423-nucleotide messenger RNA. RefSeq lists its product as hypothetical. The transcript is spliced from 5 exons. The record is from RefSeq and is a predicted model, not a curated record. NCBI's taxonomy places the organism in Eukaryota, Ciliophora, Oligohymenophorea, Hymenostomatida, Tetrahymenidae.
AUGAAUUUAAUUUAAAAAAGGGAGUAAUUAUAAAAUAUUUAAGAGGACUUUUCAUUAAAAUAGCUAAAAAUAUAUUAAAAUUCAAUAAGAUUCAAGUAAACAAUAAUGAUUAUUAAAUAAGGAAGAAUAUCAAAACAAAUAAACUAUUUAUUUAUUUAAAUAUAAAGUUGGUAGGAAUUUUUAAGGAUUCACAACUUUGAUAACCUAUUUCUUAAAUAUUCUUAAUUAUUAGCGAGAUCAUGUAAGCUCAGCGAAAACUCGACUCUUAUUGGAACUAAAAUAAGGAUUUUUAUUUUAAAAUUAAAAAUAAUUAAUUAGUCUGUAAAAAUUACAUUUAUUAAUUAAUUAAGAGAGACACAAAAAAAAAAAAUGCAAAUAAAUACAUUUCCAUAAAAUAAAUAAAUAGUGACUGGUAACAUUUGA